Pseudoliparis swirei is the source of this 429-nucleotide messenger RNA. RefSeq names its product aspartyl/asparaginyl beta-hydroxylase-like. Lineage: Eukaryota; Metazoa; Chordata; Actinopteri; Perciformes; Liparidae. Gene Ontology annotation, molecular function: peptidyl-aspartic acid 3-dioxygenase activity. The coding region runs from base 49 to 318 and encodes 89 amino acids. The record is from RefSeq and is a predicted model, not a curated record. Gene Ontology annotation, biological process: peptidyl-aspartic acid hydroxylation. Gene Ontology annotation, cellular component: endoplasmic reticulum. The transcript has 3 exons.
UACAGAGAGGCUACAGGCUGCAAGAGAGGACAGAUCAAGUUCUCCGUGAUGCAGCCUGGUACUCAUGUCUGGCCUCAUACUGGACCCACCAACUGCAGACUGAGGAUCCACCUGGGCCUGGUGGUCCCCCCAGAGGGCUGCCGGAUCCGGGUCACCAACCAGACCAGGAGGUGGGAGGAGGGCCGUGUCCUGGUCUUUGAUGACUCCUUUGAACAUGAGGUCUGGCAGGACGCCUCCAGCUUCCGUUUGAUCCUCAUCGUCGACGUGUGGCACCCGGAGCUCACGGCCCCGCAGCGCCAGGGCCUGACCCCCAUCUAGACCCCCAUCCAGACCUGGACCCCCAUCUAGACCCCCAUCCAGACCCCCAUCUAGACCUGGACCCCCAUCCAGACCUGGACCCCCAUCUAGACCCCCAUCCAGACCCCCAUC